Molecule: messenger RNA, 1320 nt
Organism: Oppia nitens
Lineage: Eukaryota; Metazoa; Arthropoda; Arachnida; Sarcoptiformes; Oppiidae
Exons: 4
Coding region: 1-1320 (439 amino acids)
Source: RefSeq, a predicted model, not a curated record
AUGUUAUCAACUAUAAGAAAUCAUCGAUCAAUGGGUAUAUUAUGUAUACCAUUAUCAAUGGUAUGGAUAGCAUACAAUAGGUCGUCAUUGUUUAUCUGGCAAUCGUUUCAGACGACCACCACCACCACCACCACCACCACCACCAGUGCCCGAUCAUUGGCUGCCAAACAACCAAACAAUGGGUAUCCGUGUCUUAGAUCGGCGGCGCUUAUGGCGGUCAACAAUGAAAACACUGCCGAUAAUGGUCUGGAUAUGAUUGACAUAAAAAAACGUUGUAUCAAAUCGAUAGCUUAUGUCAUACGGCCUACAAUUGAAGACAACUGUAUUGUUAGCGGUACGGGAUCGGGUGUUUUUGUUGUCGACAAUCGACUACUGUUAACCUGCUAUCAUGUGGUCAAACAUAGACCAGUAGUUUGGGUUCAAUGUGUUCAAGUGUAUUGGUAUCGGUUUGUAAUGACUACACUGCCGAUUGAGGCCGAUGUCCUAUAUGUAGAGCCGCACUGGGAUUUGGCUAUAGUCAGGCUCCGUGAGUUGUUAUCGCCUGAUUAUAAUACAUGGACAACAAUGCCGAUGACUACCAGUACUUCCGGGAGUAUUGAUUUUGGUGCACAGGUAGCCAUGAUAGGCAAUGGCAAUAAGAUAAUGUUUGCCCUGCAUCCGGGUAUGAUUACCAUCCAGCGAGUCGAUAACAACAUGGCAUCCAACCCGUACUAUGUAAGUCAGGUACCAUUUGGUCAGGUAUUGCCUUUGGUAGCCAACGAUGCUAUCAAUGUACCCGGUUUUUCAGGUUGUCCUCUAAUAGAUACGGAUGGACUAUUGUGCGGUAUUGUUUGGGGUGGUAUACAACUUUGGUAUUCAACCUAUACUAUCGACUAUAUAACAUUGAAAGAGUUUAUCAAUAGGGCAUUGACUUAUGAAAGCGAUGGCAUAAAACAUAAUCGUCUGACGGAACGGUAUGAAUGGGACAUUCGAGCCGAUAGUCAACUAUUGGGUUUGAUUUUGUCUACACAACAACCGUUUUCGGGUAGUUUUAUUGUCCGAUCGGUUUUGCCCACUGUCUCUGAUGAAACAAAAAAUAUUAUCGGCUCACGUGUUACAAAAGUUUUCGGACACGUGUUCAAUAAUAUUGAUGUCAUCCGAUCGGCUAUCGGUACUAAUCGGGUAAUCAAAUUGUCGAUUGAAUUACCCAUUGAAGAUGACAGUAGUAGUAGUAGUGGUAGUCGAGGAACAGUUAUAGAUGAUAGCAUCAGCACUGUUAACAUCAAUACUAUAGCACCCGUCGAUUAUCAAGGCUUUAGGAUUAAACCAUUAGUUUUUUGA